AUGAUUUCUUCAACAAGCACAAGAGACAACAACAAUAAAAGAAAAAAUGAUAAUGAUAUUAAAAAUACAAAAAAAACCAAGAAAGACAUAUAUAAUAUUACAAAAGAUUUUGAUAUAUUUGACGAAUUUUCUACCUUUAAGAGUGCUCUUUUGGUAGACUUGCAUAAAACUGAAAGGACUCCUUUUGGCAAACCAACAUCCAUUAUUGAAAUUGUGACUAAUAAUAAUUUUGGAUACCUUUCAGACAGACAAGCGUCUGUAGAAGCUAUAUUAAAUACACCAAGCUAUUCAUUACAAUCAUUUUUAUCUGUCAAUGAAGGCGAAAGAAUUUCUAUGUUGAAAGCAACUAUUAAUAGUUUAUCAGCUCACGUCUGGCAUUCAAUCAAUAGUUUGAUAAAGAACUCAAUUUCUCAAGAAGUUGCUCGGAGAUGUCAGCUCAGAUUCCUUGUUUCCAUGGUGCAAUCUUACAGAACAUUGGAAUUACUUUGUGCAUUAAAACCUCGUAAGCAAGGUCAAACCAUUAAAUCCCAAGUUACAAAAAAAAUUUUAAAGAGGAGUAAUGGACGAUUAAAUGAAAAGGAUUUAACAUUAAAUUUACAAUGA
Molecule: messenger RNA, 603 nt
Organism: Rhizophagus irregularis DAOM 181602=DAOM 197198
Lineage: Eukaryota; Fungi; Glomeromycota; Glomeromycetes; Glomerales; Glomeraceae
Source: RefSeq, a predicted model, not a curated record